This is a messenger RNA of Sordaria macrospora k-hell, 1818 nucleotides long. RefSeq lists its product as uncharacterized. Gene Ontology annotation, cellular component: Golgi apparatus. The record is from RefSeq and is a predicted model, not a curated record. Gene Ontology annotation, biological process: activation of GTPase activity. NCBI's taxonomy places the organism in Eukaryota, Fungi, Ascomycota, Sordariomycetes, Sordariales, Sordariaceae. Gene Ontology annotation, molecular function: GTPase activator activity.
AUGUUUUCGUCUUCGAGCUCGAGCAAGAAAGCAUCUCCCCAGCCGCAGGAGAUGGUCCAAGUUGUUGCUGAUCCCAUGUCCGUCAUGGCUUCAGACAGGUCCGACUCUGGCUCCCCUUUUUGGAGGGCGCCCCAGAAGGAUGCCCCGCUAAAGAAGACGACCACUCGCGACUCGGGCAAGGUAGUUGGCGCUGCCUACUCCCAUGCCGACAUGCUCAAGUUCGAUUCAUUAAAUCUGUCUAGCUCCGGAUCGCGACCACGAACCCCUCCUCCCUCGUCCUCUGCCCUCGGCCGAACUACCUCCAACAGUACAGCCUCGCCCCAUAUGAAAGGGGUAACAUCACCCCCGUUUAAGAACUACAUGAACUUCAUAACGAGCACCAACGAAGACUGGGCAGCAGAUGACGCAGACGACGUAUACGCCUACGAAGACGAUGGCGACGAUGACUUUGGGCUUCCUAGUCUGUCCAGCAUGAAGAGGAAAUCGCGCCGGGCAGCAGCGCAAACGGAACAAGGGACCAGCAGAGGAAAGACAACAGACUCGUUUACGGAUUCCACGGGACGCCGAUAUUCAGACAGCGCCGACAUUGCCAUCGAGCGGCCAGCUUCUACCUACCCCAUGCCCAAGAAGACCGAAGGCAAGAUCCUCCGACCACAAUACAGAGACAUACUCCGCGAUCCCGCAAACGCCCUACACCUAAUCAACCACCCCUCAGUACCACCUAAUGCUUCCCAAAAGGAAAUUGACGCCGUCAACUCGAGGAUAACCAGGAUAAACAAGUUCAAGAAGAUUCUCCAAGCGUCAACAAUUCCUCUAAACGACCUCCGAGCCCUAGCAUGGUCCGGCGUACCAGAAGAAGUCCGGGCCAUGACCUGGCAGCUCCUGCUGAGCUACCUCCCCACUAGCAGUGAAAGGAGGGUAGCCACGCUCGAGCGCAAACGAAAAGAAUACCUGGACGGUGUACGACAAGCAUUUGAACGAGCGGGUGGCGCUCCACCACCGUCCACCGGAAAGGGAGGCGGAGGCAACCGCGGCCUAGACGAAGCCAUCUGGCAUCAGAUCAGCAUCGACGUACCCCGAACGAACCCACACAUCGAGCUUUACGGCUACGAAGCAACACAACGCUCGCUGGAGCGCAUUCUCUACGUAUGGGCGGUCCGACACCCAGCAAGCGGCUACGUACAGGGCAUCAACGAUCUGGUGACACCGUUCUGGCAGGUGUUCCUUGGCACAUAUAUCACAGACCCAGAUAUAGAGAGCGGCAUGGACCCGGGCCAGCUUCCUAGGGUGGUGUUGGACGCCGUCGAGGCCGACACGUUCUGGUGCCUGACUAAGCUGCUGGACGGCAUACAGGACCAUUACAUUGUUGCGCAACCGGGCAUUCAGAGGCAGGUGGCGGCGCUGAGGGACUUGACACAGAGAAUCGACGCUGGGUUGGCGAAGCACUUGGAGGAGGAAAACGUCGAGUUCAUCCAGUUCAGCUUCAGGUGGAUGAACUGUCUGUUGAUGAGGGAGAUUAGUGUCAAAAACACGAUUAGGAUGUGGGAUACGUACAUGGCCGAAGAACAAGGCUUCUCAGAAUUCCACCUCUACGUCUGCGCCGCCUUUCUCGUCAAAUGGUCCGACAAGCUCGUCAAGAUGGACUUCCAAGAGAUCAUGAUGUUUCUCCAGUCCUUGCCGACGCGCGAGUGGACCGAGAAGGACAUUGAGCUCUUGCUCAGCGAGGCCUACAUCUGGCAGAGCUUGUUCAAGGGGUCUUCGGCGCAUCUGAAAGGACAGCCGAGUAGUAGGACGAAUUCGUUGAACUUUCAGCUUUGA